Messenger RNA from Suncus etruscus (white-toothed pygmy shrew), 1441 nucleotides. It is a transcript of the gene MAP3K8, whose product is annotated as mitogen-activated protein kinase kinase kinase 8. Lineage: Eukaryota; Metazoa; Chordata; Mammalia; Eulipotyphla; Soricidae. The record is from RefSeq and is a predicted model, not a curated record. Gene Ontology annotation, molecular function: ATP binding; protein kinase activity. Bases 12 to 1418 code for a protein of 468 amino acids. Gene Ontology annotation, biological process: protein phosphorylation. The transcript has 7 exons.
GCAGAACAGUAAUGGAGUUCAUGAGCACUGGAAGUGACAACAAAGAAGAAGAAAUCGAUCUAUUGAUCAAACAUUUGAACAUGUCUGAUGUAAUAGACAUUAUGGAAAACCUUUAUGUGAGUGAAGAGCCUACAGUUUAUGAACCUCACAGAAUAACUCGGUGUCAAGACAGGAAUGAAAACGACGAGCGCUCAGACUCUCUGCUCCUCAGUGGGCAGGAAGUGCCCUGGCUGUCAUCUGUCAGAUAUGGAACUGUGGAGGAUUUGCUUGCUUUUGCAAACCAUAUAUCUAAUGCUACCAAGCGCUUUUAUGGACACCGUCCACAAGAAUCUGGAAUUUUAUUAAAUAUGGUGAUCACACCCCAAAAUGGGCGCUACCAAAUAGACUCUGAUGUUCUCCUUGUGCCUUGGAAACUGACUUACAGGAAUAUUGGUUCUGAUUUUAUUCCCCGGGGUGCCUUUGGAAAAGUGUACCUAGCACAAGAUAUAAAGACUAAGAAAAGAAUGGCGUGUAAACUGAUCCCAGUGGAUCAAUUUAAACCAUCUGAUGUGGAGAUCCAGGCUUGCUUCCGGCAUGAGAACAUUGCUGAGUUAUACGGUGCUGUUCUCUGGGGUGAAACUGUCCAUCUCUUCAUGGAAGCAGGAGAGGGAGGAUCUGUUCUGGAGAAACUGGAGAGCUGUGGACCAAUGAGAGAAUUUGAAAUUAUUUGGGUGACAAAGCAUGUUCUCAAAGGCCUUGAUUUUCUACACUCAAAGAAAGUGAUUCAUCAUGAUAUUAAACCUAGCAACAUUGUUUUCAUGUCUACAAAAGCUGUUCUUGUGGAUUUUGGCCUGAGUGUACAAAUGACUGAAGACAUCUAUUUUCCUAAAGACCUCCGAGGAACAGAGAUUUACAUGAGCCCAGAAGUGAUCCUAUGCAGGGGCCAUUCUACCAAAGCAGACAUCUACAGCCUGGGGGCCACGCUCAUCCACAUGCAGACAGGCACCCCACCCUGGGUGAAACGCUACCCUCGCUCAGCUUAUCCUUCCUACCUGUACAUAAUCCACAAGCAGGCACCUCCUUUAGAAGAUAUUUCCCAGGACUGCAGUCGUGGUAUGAGAGAACUAAUGGAGGCAGCCCUCGAGAGGAACCCCAAUCAUCGGCCUAGGGCUGCAGAUCUACUGAAACAUGAUGCCCUGAACCCACCCAGAGAGGACCAGCCCCGCUGUCAGAGCCUGGACUCUGCCCUUUUAGAUCGGAAGAGACUGCUUUGUCAGAAGGAGCUGGAACUUCCGGAGAACAUUACUGAUUCUUCAUGCACCGGAAGCACUGAGGGAUCUGAGAUGCUAAAGAGGCAAAGAUCUCUCUACAUAGACCUGGGAGCACUGGCUGGCUAUUUCAACCUUGUUCGUGGUCCCCCAACUCUAGAAUAUGGUUGAUUGUUGACAUCAUUUGCUCUGUA